UGGUCGCACGUGUUAGAUGAGGAGAAAGUUGACCAACUUAAAUCAGCUAAAACUGUUUGACAGGAAUUAAGAAAGAGCGGUAGAGUUGAGCUUCGUGCUCAUCGUCCAUGCGGUUUGUUUUUGUGUUGAGUUGCCAUUUGGAUCUGUCAUGUUUUGUCCUCUAAAAUUGCGUUUGUUGACACAGCGCAUAAUAACGAUUGCGGAGUCGUCGGUGCGUCAAACGAACGAGCAUCAUUCUGUUUCGAACGGCGGUUAGUGCUUCGUCACCGGACUGGUCGGGAACUCUGGGCGAUCGGCGGUCACGUGACUCGCCGCUCCAGCAUCCGAGUGUCCUCAGCAGCAGCAACAUCCAGCUCAGAUCCACCUGCUCCUCUUUUUGACUCAAUCCUCGGAGGCUUUGCUGCAGGUCGAGGAUGACCGGGAAGACCCUGACCAGCAACGUGACCAACAAGAAUGACCCUCGCUCCCUGAACUCCCGAGUCUUCAUCGGCAACCUCAACACGGCUGUGGUGACCAAGGCGGACAUCGAGGCCAUCUUCUCCAAGUACGGCAAGAUCGUGGGCUGCUCGGUCCACAAGGGCUACGCCUUUGUUCAGUAUGUCAGUGAGAGGAACGCUCGGGCGGCCGUGGCUGGAGAGAACGCCAGGGUCAUCGCCGGACAGUCGCUAGAUAUCAACAUGGCUGGGGAGCCCAAACCUUACAGGCCCAAGGUGCCCUCCAAGAGGCCUCUGUCCUCCCUGUACAGCGGUUAUGAGUUCGACUACGACUACUACCACGAUGAUUUCUACAGCAGGCUCUUCGAGUACCACGGCCGCGUCGUCCCCCCGGCCCGAGCAGUGAUCCCCAUCAAACGCUCACGCCUGUUGUUGCCGUCCUCUCGCAGAGUGAAGUCUUCCUUCACUGCCAGAGCCUCUUCCUCCUCCUCCUCCUCCUCCUCCUCUUCCUCCUCCAGAGCGAUCAAUAUGGGCUCCUGCAUCACAGGGCCCAGAUUGAAGAACGACCAGCUUGUUUCCAUCAAGAAGGAGCUCUCGCAGAUCAAGACCAAAAUCGACUCUCUGCUGGGGAGGCUGGAGAGGUUUGAGCGGAAACAUCGAUCAGAGGCUGAGUUCCAGAGGAAGCACGAGGAGGCAUACGAGUGUCUCCAUGACGACGUGGCCGACCGCUCCGGCACAGAUGAGACCGGAAGGACGGCAGAGGUGGAGGCAGGCGAGAUGACUGAUGGUGGCGAGGAUGACUUUGAGGACGAAGGAACCAGAGACAUGAUAGAGAAUCACACAUCAGACAUCGACAUCUGAAAAAGCUGGAGGAAUCUGGUGGCCUGCAGUGCUCAGAGACGCGAGGAGACAAGCCAGCCGAACCUUCGUGAUCACGAAGGCGUUUAAAAAAAUGACACCGAAGCAGCCGCUGGAGUGAUCGACGGCCAGGGACGAGUCCUGAAACCUUUCUGUCGCUUGUUUGCCUCAUCAGAAGACACACUCCUGCUGCGGUGGUUACUUCAUCUUCAUGCUGGUUAGGAAUCCUCCGAGAUCAGCCAGAGAUCCGUCGAUAAAUUCCCUGCGGACGGAUUGCCUUUUGGAAAAACAGGACUCUGUAUCUUGUAUUUAAUAUGUUCCCCUCUGUAUUGUGCAUAACAAAACAUAAUGUGAUCCAUCAGUUGGAGCACCAAACACCUUUGUUUUUGUUCAUGACUCUGUCUGGUCGUGUGCUUCUGAAUCCGAAAGCAGGCAGCUGACAGGACUCGGGAUGUGAGAGGAACUCAUUACCACGCUCUCUUUUAUUCAUGCUUCUGCCGCUGAGGUUCCGUCUGUGAAUGCAGAUCAUGUUUGUUACGCGUGUGCACUUUGUGUUUUGUUUACGUUCCGUUGAUGGUGAUUUUCCUACGGCAUGAAAGCAAGUUCCGAUGAUUUGUAUUCAUCACAUCGGUUGUGCAGCCAAGAGUCGUGACUGUUUUUGGAAUAAACUUGUUCCCCAAAAAG
This is a messenger RNA of Synchiropus splendidus (mandarinfish), 1976 nucleotides long. RefSeq names its product RNA-binding Raly-like protein. Gene Ontology annotation, cellular component: nucleus. The coding region runs from base 414 to 1295 and encodes 293 amino acids. The transcript is spliced from 9 exons. The record is from RefSeq and is a predicted model, not a curated record. Gene Ontology annotation, molecular function: RNA binding. Lineage: Eukaryota; Metazoa; Chordata; Actinopteri; Syngnathiformes; Callionymidae.